This is a messenger RNA of Torulaspora delbrueckii, 1842 nucleotides long. RefSeq names its product Avt3p (gene AVT3). Gene Ontology annotation, molecular function: amino acid transmembrane transporter activity. The transcript has a single exon. Lineage: Eukaryota; Fungi; Ascomycota; Saccharomycetes; Saccharomycetales; Saccharomycetaceae. The record is from RefSeq and is a predicted model, not a curated record. The coding region runs from base 1 to 1842 and encodes 613 amino acids. Gene Ontology annotation, biological process: amino acid transmembrane transport.
AUGUCGAGUCCGCCCUUGUCUACAACCCAGUCCGGUGCUUCCGGGAAGCGUAGCAGAAGACCCAGUACGACUGCUUUACUCAAGAACCCUCCAUUGCGUGAGGAUGACCAAAUUAGACCUUAUGGGUCGAACGAUGACGUCGAUAUCAAUAAACCAGAUCCACAAGUGGUAGAUAUUGUUGCCCGCCAUCUGGGGCAAAAACCUUUGCAAAUGCAAAGUGGUGAUAUGACCAGAGACCUUUACAAAUGGACACAGGAACACCCAGUGGGCUCACCGCUCGCUGGAGACUCCGGAAUCCCUAUGCCGCAAAGAAGGAGAUCAAUCAGUUUCUCUGCACAAUCCAUACACUCAUCUACCAAUCAGUCUACAAAUGAUCAGUUGGAACUGCCGCCGCAGACUUCCAUGACCCACGACGAAAUCACUGCUCCCGGUGGCUUUCGUAGAUCUUUUUUGUUGCACAAGCAUCAGCAGAGGUACGGUGAUGAUGCUCCACCUCCCAAUUUCAUUACGCGAAACUUUAUCGAGUUCUUGACCUUGUAUGGACAUUUUGCAGGUGAAGACCUUGAAGAAGAAGAUGAUGAAGAACCAGCUUCUGACGAAGAAUCACUGUUGCAACCUCGUCGUGGCCCCAAGGAACAUGAACGUCACAAAGCUAGUACUUUUAAAGCAGUGUUGUUGCUCUUAAAAUCGUUUAUCGGUACAGGUGUGCUUUUCUUGCCCAAGGCCUUUGAUAACGGUGGCUGGGCUUUUAGUGUGGUAUGUCUAUUCGUAUGUGCCGUUGCAUCAUUCUUCUGUUUUAUUUCGUUGAUUUCAACAAAGGAGAAAGUCGGUGUUAAUGGUUAUGGUGACCUUGGUUUGAGACUCUUUGGUCCAAAGAUGAAAUUCUCGAUCCUUCUCUCAAUUGCACUAUCUCAGAUUGGGUUUUCUGCAGCCUAUAUCGUCUUCACGGCUACUAAUCUUAAAGUAUUUUGUGAAAACGUUCUCGGUGUCAAACCAGACUCUUUUGGUCUUGCCACUUACAUCAUAUUACAAACGUUGAUUUUUAUCCCAUUGUCUUUUACAAGAAAUAUUACAAAAUUAAGUGGUACAACCCUCGUCGCAGAUCUCUUCAUCUUACUCGGUCUUCUCUACGUUUAUUACUACCCAUCGUAUUAUAUCAUAAAACAUGGUAUUGCAACAAGCUCGAUGAAGCUGUUUAACAAGUCAGAUUGGUCUCUAUUCGUUGGAACUGCAAUCUUCACCUUUGAAGGUAUUGGUCUCUUGAUCCCAAUCCAGGAGUCUAUGGAAAAGCCUCAACACUUCAAUAAAUGCUUACUCGGUGUCAUGUCAGGGGUUGCAUUCGUCUUUAUCACAAGUGGUCUAAUCUGUUACUCGGCUUUUGGCUCGAAAGUCGAAACUGUCGUCCUACUAAAUUUCCCACAGGAUUCUCCCUUCACCAAAUCAGCCCAAUUACUUUAUGUUCUGGCAAUCCUUUUAUCCACGCCGUUACAAUUGUUCCCUGCCAUUCGUAUCCUCGAGAACUGGACUUUCCCAGUAGAUGCAUCGGGCAAGCAUAACCCACAUAUCAAAUGGCUGAAAAACUACUUUCGCAGUGCCAUAGUGAUCGCAACAUCGCUAAUAGCAUGGGGCGGUGCAAACGAUCUAGACAAAUUUGUCUCACUGGUCGGAUCAUUCGCCUGUGUCCCAUUAAUCUACAUUUAUCCACCGGCACUACAUUUCAAGGCGUUCAAGGACAAGAACGCUUCCAAAAUCUCACUCGUCACAGAUGUGGUCAUCGCGUCAGUAGGUGUGAUCAUAAUGUUAUAUAACACCUACCAAAGCAUCCUCAUGUGGGGAUCCUAG